This is a messenger RNA of Sinocyclocheilus grahami, 8413 nucleotides long. RefSeq names its product neuron navigator 2-like. The transcript has 39 exons. The coding region runs from base 16 to 6648 and encodes 2210 amino acids. Gene Ontology annotation, molecular function: ATP hydrolysis activity; ATP binding; protein binding. Gene Ontology annotation, biological process: neurogenesis; nervous system development. The record is from RefSeq and is a predicted model, not a curated record. Lineage: Eukaryota; Metazoa; Chordata; Actinopteri; Cypriniformes; Cyprinidae.
UAAAAGGAUAAGAAGAUGCCUGCUAUUCUAGUUGCCUCCAAGAUGAAGUCGGGAUUGCCCAAACCUGUGCAUGGCACUGCUCUACCCAUUCCAGCCAGGGUAGCGACCCACCAGAAUGGACCUCUGAAGCCUGUGCAGCCCACCCUCAUCCCACUGAAGUCUCCCAUCUACAGGCAGCAAAGUCAAGGCAGUGCGACUUUACAGAAAAAGUACCAGACCACCAAAGAAACAUCUAAAGACCCUCAGAUUUAUACAGAUUGGGCCAACCACUAUCUAGCCAAGUCCGGACACACACGCCUGAUUAAAGACCUCCAACGGGAUGUUGCCGAUGGCGUUUUGUUGGCAGAAAUCAUUCAGGUUGUAGCAAAUGAGAAGAUUACCGAUAUCAACGGAUUCCCAGAGAGUCGCUCUCAAAUGAUUGAGAACAUUGAUGCCUGUCUGGGCUUCCUGGCUGCUAAAGGGGUGAACAUAAAGGGACUUUGUGCCGAAGAGAUCCGUAAUGGCAAUCUGAAGGCUAUUUUAGGCUUGUUCUUCACUCUGUCACGCUUCCGGCAGCAGCAGACUUUGAAACAGGCCUCCAACAAUGUUCAGUUGCUCCAGAACAACCAGACCCACCGAUGUGCCAGUCCUGGCCUGCCUCCUCACACUCCUCCCUGUAGCGCUCCCUGUCCUUCUCCCAUCUACCAACACUACACCUCCUCCCCAUGUGCACAGAAACCACAGACAGACCUGCAGUCCAGGCUUCUGAGUCCCUCGGGGAGGGCGGGCGGAGAGAGUAAACCUCGAACCUCAAACACCAACAGACGCAGCCAAAGCUUCAACCAAUGUGACCGAUUAAAGCCAUCCAUCUCUGCCUGCGUUCAUGAAAGAGAGAAAGCCACACCAUCACCAAUAAUGGUUGAUCAUGGACCAGUCAGCUCAUCCAUUCCUCCACCCAGCUGCACCAGCACCACAACUACCACCUCUAAACCCUGGAGAAGCAAGUCGCUCAGUGCUAAACACACUGCUACAUCCUCCAUGGUCACAGUUAAACAACCACCCCCAGAUUCUCUUGAGGUUCCUCCUAAGAUGAUCGCCCAGAAGUCCAUGCUGGAAAAGCUCAAGCUCUUCAACAGCAAAACGGGUUCCAGAACUUCCAAGGUUGUCAGUACGGAAGAUGUCAAUGCUGUUGAACCAGAAGGCGGCCAGAUUUGCCCCAUACACCCUGAAGCCCUCCCUGGAAACCAAAGGCCUGUCACUCCCAGCAGUUCUGGUAGCUCAAGUCCCAAGUUAGCGCUUAAGGGCAUUGCACAGUUGACACUCGGAAGGGCUUUAGCACCCAAAAUAACCUCGGCAAAAGCAACUGAAAAAGUUAAAGAGAAGUCAAAGCCUAAAGAGAAAGACAAGCUCCCUGUUACAGAACCUGAACAACUUAAAAGAGAUACCAAAACCAAUGGACAUGUUGCACCCGACACUAAGAAGUCUGUUCCCAAAGGAAACAAAGCCAAGAAAGACAAUGCCAAAUCAGCCAUGAGUGGGAUUCCUAAACCAAGCCAGGGAGGAAAGUGUUCAGCUGCAAAUAAGGUUGUAGCAUCGCCCCCUUGUGGUCCGGAGGGAGAACGGUUACGGAAUGGCAAGAUAGGAGGUCUGUCUGUGCAUAAAGGGCAGAAAGACAGCAGAAACUACAGCUCUACAUCUAGCUUAGCAUUUUCAGAAGAGAAAAGUUGCCAAGAUCUCACUCUUGGUGCUCAGACCCACUCAACAGCCAGCAAUACAGUCAGUGUACAACUUCCACAGCUCCAGCAACAAUACAACCAUCCCAACACGGCUACUGUCGCUCCAUUCAUGUACAGGUCUCAAACAGAAAUUGAUAAGACUGGGCUUAUGGCAGGAGUGCAGGAAAGGAUAGAACGAACAGGCCUGUGCAGCAAAUCCAUCCAUACUUCUCUGGAGAACCUGACAGGUGAGGACUCUGAAACCAAGAGGCUACGUACUGUGAAAAACAUUGCUGAUCUGAGGCAAAACCUGGAAGAAACCAUGUCCAGUCUGCGGGGGACGACUUAUUUCAGUCACAGAUUCAUGUACCAUGGCAAGACAGUUGCCACAGUAAUAACUGAAUUCAUUUGUUAUGAAUGUGAACGUGCAGACACAACAUGCUGUCAAAGGAGCCGGACAAUUAUAGAGCAUAGAACAUCAAACAGCGGCAUCAUCAUAUACAUGACGGACGGAGGUCUCAACCUGUACCCCAGGAGGGUAAACCGGGUCUCAGAUGGAAUGAACAGCGUGAGAGGGACCCUUCACCACUUUAAUCCCAAGAGUCAAGAUGACACUGAUAGUUGGGACGACAGCAGCUCAGUCAGCAGCGGGAUCAGUGACACCUUGGACACCGAUGACCUCGACACCAGGUCGUCCCUUAGCUCCUACGUCAACACCCCAUCUGUCCCACACAGAGACAUAGAUGAACAGCUCCAGACGGAUGCAGAGAAGCACUCUGCAGUGAAACACAACCCCAACUGGUCCAACAGCGAGCUUAAACGUUCAGAAGGCGGCUCUGACGGUGCCAAAAAAAUGGAGACCACAACUAAAUGGAACCACAGGUCCUCAGAUGAAUCAGAACGGAGCUUGAUGGGUCGCAAGACACCUACCAUCUCACAGACGGGCUCCUGGAGGCGGGGAAUGACCGCCCAGGUGGGCGUCACCUCCCCACGGACGAAAGCUACAACACCUACGAACUGCAGCUCACUCAAGACACAUGGUAAGACCGAUGAUGCCAAAGUGUCGGAGAAAGGAUGUUCCAACGGCACCCACUCCAUAAAUGCUGAUGACUCCAAGAAACCUCCCCUCAGUUCGGCCUCACGCACCCCAACCAGCACUUUUGGCUUCAAGAAGGCCCCGGGUGCGAUAAUAACGGCGAGUGGAGCUGUGGUAACUAGUGGCUCUGCUACAGUAGGCAGGAUACCUAAAUCGGUUGGGUUUUCUGGGAGUCGAAUGGUGGGUCGGCAGACGACGGUUGAUGAUGGAUACCUUCCUCCAAGUGCUCGGAUGACUCUUCAGUACCGCAGUUUACCGAGGCCUAGUCGUACCGGCGCCGCUCGCUAUUCUAACCGCUCCAACAACUCGAGUCUUGAUGCUAGUUUUUGCAAUAAAGGUACUGCCACACUUCCCAAUCCUAAGAGUCGCAACUUAGUCAAGUCCCCAAUGGGAACUACUAACCAGACAGACCGAGAGAAGGGUAUCUUUUCCGAUGUGGAGAGCCAGGUACUUAAGACUAGCGCAACUGCACAGAUGGGGAUACCAACUCAGUGCCAAGCUGGACGACAAGCAGGAGGAAAGUAUUCAGAAAUGUCCUCGCCAACCCUUCGUAGACUGUUUGGUAGCAAAUCUUGCAUCAAGCAAGCUCCGGUCACCAUGGAGAACAUGAAGAACUCCACCGUCAUCUCCAAUCCUCAUGCCACGUCCAUCCAGCAGAAUGGUUCUCUAAACACUCCAUCUGUCGCCAGUGGAGGCAGUGACCCAGUUUACGGUGACAAGCUGACGUUGCCCUCUGGGGGUCAUGGAGAGCAGACCAUUUCUUCAAUGGCCUCCAGCCCAGGAUCAGCUUUCUCUCCUUGGGGAGGCAGGGAUGGAUUGGGCUCCAACCACACCAGUAUUGACUCCAUAGAUGUUUCCUUGGGAAGGGAACCUUUAUGUCUUAAUCGGACCAACAGUGCCCGAACUGGCCUCUCAGACAGCUCUCACUCCUCCCCCUCUGCUAGCCCUAAAUGUACCCGCAACACACUCCCACGGAAAGAGGACAGGUAUGGCCAUGUGCCUCAGGUCAAAGGUCAUGAAGAGGCCCGUGAUUGGCUACGUUCACUCGCAGCUGUUGGGCUCCCGGAUUCAAUUGGCUCUUCCCCCUACACACCUGCCUCUGCACUCAGCUCACCCUCCGGCACACGCUUCAACUUUAGCACACUUGGCAGUCCCUGCACAGCUUCUCAGAUAGCAACUUUGCGCGGCACCAAUGGUCAGGACAAUCACGACAACCCAUGCGACCCACGUCUGAGGAAUCCCUCGAUGAGCCUGGAGGAAAAGAGCCGCACUAUGAGUAGCUCCGGAUCGUUCCGUGUGGGCCUGGAGGAAGCUCAUGGCUCAUCUUUGUCUCUAGUCUCUAGCACAUCGUCAGUUUACUCUACGCCUGAGGAAAAGGCUCAGAUGGAGAUCCGUAAGCUGAGGAGGGAAUUGGAUGCGUCGCAGGAGAAGGUCUCAGCUCUCACAACACAGCUCAGUGCCAAUGCUCAUCUUGUGGCGGCUUUUGAGCAGAGUUUAGGAAACAUGACCAUCCGGCUGCAGAGCCUGACGACGACAGCAGAUCAGAAGGACACAGAGCUAAAUGACUUGAGGAAGACCAUUGAACUCCUUCAGAAGCAGAACUCAGCGACUCAAGCCACGAUCAAUGGAGUCAUUAACACACCAGAUCCAACAUUAACAAACCGCAAGGUUUCUCUCGACUCUGUCAACGGGUCGCCUCAGUCUCAGCGAGAGUUGCGGAUCCACAGACAGCCCUCAUCAGACAGCGUCUCCAGCAUGACCAGCGCCACCAGCCACUCCAGCAUUGGCAGCAACCUGGAGCUGGACGCUAAGAACAAGAAGAAGAAGAAAAGCUGGCUGCGGAGCUCCUUUAAACAAGCAUUCGGGAAGAAAAAGUCUCCCAAAUCGGCGUCCUCUCACUCGGACAUUGAAGAGAUGACAGACUCUUCUCUGCCAUCUUCACCCAAACUCCCCUAUAACAGCUCGACGGCCUCUUCUCCCAUGAUACGCAACUCCCACUCCAACUCCCUUCCUCAACUGUCCUCCCUGCCUGCACACGGGCCUGUCUGGGGCUGUAGCAGCAAGUCCAUGAGGUCUGCCUCACUGGCACGGAUCUCUGAGUGUACAGACAGCGAGGCCGAAACAGUCAUGCAGUUGCGCAGUGAACUGCGUGAUAAAGAAAUGAAACUUACAGACAUCAGAUUGGAAGCCCUCAGCUCUGCCCACCAAUUGGACCAACUACGAGAAUCCAUGAACCGCAUGCAAAUCGAGAUCGAGAGGCUGAAAGUAGAGAAUGACCGAUUAAAGAUUGAGAGCCGAGGCAGCGGUAGCAGAGCUCCUUCUCAGAUGUCCAUCUCCCCUUCUUCUGUGGGCCUUUCAUCUCAACUUAGCCUCACAGAAUCCACCAGCUUAGAUAUGUUGCUAGAAGACAGUGGAGAUGGAAGUUCCUGGAAAGAGGGACAACAUGUGAAGGUCGUGGUCAGUUUGGAGAAAUAUCCAGAGUGGAAAGAGGAAUGCAGACCUUCUCAGUUCAUGCUAGGCUGCAUUGGUGUCAGUGGAAAAACCAGAUGGGAUGUCCUAGAUGGGGUAGUCAGACGUCUCUUUAAGGAAUAUAUCAUCUACAUAGAUCCUAUCACACAGCUGGGUCUGAACACCGACAGUGUGUUGGAGUACAGCAUUGGAGACAUCCAUCGCGCCAGUGAUGCAGAUACACCAGAACUCCUGCCAUGCGGUUAUCUUGUGGGAGAAAGCGAUACUAUCUCUGUCAAGCUGAAAGACUUGUCUGUUAAUAGUGAGGACCGUUUGGCAUUCGAGGCGCUCAUUCCAAAGCCGGUUCUGCAGCGAUACAUCUCUCAGCUUGAGGAGUACAGACGAAUAAUCUUUUCAGGGCCUUCUGGCACAGGGAAAAGCUUUCUAGCCAGCAGACUGGCCGAGUACAUGGUCCUAAAAGAGGGAAAACAGCUGGAACAUCAAGCAAUCGCCACUUUCAAUGUUGAUAACAAAACUACUAAGGAGCUGAAGCAGUACUUGUCCAGCCUGGCAGACCAGUGUAAAAACAAUGUACAUGCUGCUGACAUUCCUGUGGUGCUUAUACUAGAUAACCUUCACCACGUCACUUCACUGGCCGAGAUUUUCAACGGCCUGCUCAACUGCAAGAACCACCAGUGUCCUUACAUCAUUGGAACCAUGAAUCAAACUCCAUCACCCACUCCAAAUCUACAGCUUCAUCAUAAUUUUAGGUGGAUUUUAUGUGCCAAUCAUACUGAGCCAGUGAAAGGUUUUCUGGGUCGGUACUUGCGACGGAAGCUUCUAGAAACUGAGAUCAGCAGUCGUCUGAGGAACAGCGAGCUAGUUAAGAUUAUUGAGUGGAUCCCAUGUGUUUGGCAUCAUCUCAACCGCUUCCUGGAAACACAUAGUUCUUCCGAUGUCACAAUUGGACCUCGACUCUUUCUAUCCUGCCCAAUGGAUGUUGAAGGCUCAAGAGUGUGGUUCACCGAUCUGUGGAACUACUCCAUCCUCCCCUACAUGCUGGAGGCUGUCAGAGAAGGGCUGCUGAUGUAUGGACGUAAGGCAGCAUGGGAGGAUCCGGCCAAGUGGGUGAUGGACAGCUUCCCUUGGGUGGCAAGUCCACAGCAACAUGAGUGGCAUUCCCUGCUGCGACUUCGGCCAGAGGACGUAGGGUUUGAUGGGUACAAUAUAUCUCAGGAGGGCAGUCCAGGCAAGCAACCUGCACAGGGAAAAUCAGAAGAAGACCCACUGAUGAAUAUGUUAAUGAGGUUGAAGGAGACCGCUCACUGCACAGGGACGGAGAGCUACGACAGUGAUUCCACCAACAACAGUCACCAAGAUGACAUGCUGGACUCUUCUGAGACCUUUUAAUAUCAAAUUCGGCUUGUAUAUGAAUCUUGGUGCUGGUAACCUGCAAAACAGGGUGCUGGAAACCCUGAAAAAUCAUUAUUGCUCCGUAAGUCACAUCGCACCCUAAUCAUCACCUAAAAUGCAAGAAAAUAACAUGUUUUAAAGUUAAAUAUUCAUCAGAGAUUGUCAUUCCCUGAAAUGGACACUAGAUAGCGGUAUAAAUGUGUUCAAAAAGGAGACAAACCUUGUUGAGCUGUAACAACUCCUUUUGAAUUCAAAACUUGCCAAUUCAUGUUUAUUUUCAGUCAUAUAUUAAACUUUCUAAAUAGUAUCUAAUGUUGGGUGACUUUUAUGUACUAGCGAACAACUUUGGUGCUGAACUUUAUAAUAACGCCUUACAACUCUUGUUAUAAGUUGAGACGGGCUAACUUGUCUUAAAGAUUUGUAACUUUAUACAAAUACAAAUAAUGCAAGGACAUUAUAGCCUUCGAAUGAUGCACUAUCUGUGGGACCUCACCUGUCAGAGAAAUAUAGUGAAAUAUGAACCAUAUUGUGUUUGCCUUUCAACAACAAAACAGAGUUUUGGUAACACACUUGCAUAACAUAAAGAGAUGUUUGGAAAAGUCUAGAUAACAUUGAAAGCAAAUAUGAUAUGAUUAUCUUAUCAAAGUUCUAUAAUUUUGUGCCAGGAGCAUAGUUUGUGCCUCUUUAUGAAGUACAAUAUUCUCUAUGCAAUAUUGUUACAUUCAAAGAUUACAAAACAGAAUCUCUCGAAAACUUUAGUCAACAACAGAAAAGGUUUUACCAAACAAUCUCAGUGAAUAAAAACCAUUACAGACAAUACAGAGGCAUUAUUACCUUGCAAUACUGUUGAUAUCAGGAAGGCUUAAAACCAAAACUGACCACACUUUUAUAGAUUCUUAUAAUUCUACAAGUACAGCAUACAACGAGUCAACUUUGUUCAUUGUGAGAGUAUGUUUAUCUAAAAAUACUUGUUGAGGGGAGAAAGAACCUUCUAUUGCAUAGGUCUUCAACCCUGCUCCUGGGGACCCACUGUCCUGCAGAGUUCAGCUCCAACCCUAAUCAAACACACCCUGAACCAAAUAAUCAAGAUCUUCAGGAUCAACUUCUAAAGUUACAGGCCAGGUGUGCUGAAGCAGGUUGGAAAAAAUUUGCAGGACAGUGGGUCCCCAGGAGCAGGGUUGAUGGCCUAUGUUCUAUUGUGUCAGUCAUUGAGGUCUAUACAUACAGAAGAUCAUGGGGUAGUUGUACAUUCAAAAAGGUCCGGCACAAGGAUCUGUGUGAUGUGAUUUAGCCUGAAUUGGGGGUUAGUGUGUCUUCCUAAUGUGGCAAACAUUUGCAUGAAGUCCAAGUAGAUUACUGAGAGUUGCUUUAUUUGAAAGAUUGCAUUUUGUUUAACUAGAAAAAGACACUUUUUUUUUUUUCAAUGGUUCGUUUUAAAAUAAUUUUCUAGAACUUGUUUUAAUAGAAGACCUUAUGCAGUAUUUCUUAAUUUUGUUUUUUCUGUUCGAUCCCACCAAAUAAUUUGCUGUGCUUCAAGUACUGCCAAUAUAUUUGUUUCCUUUGAACACUUCUACAGGUGAAAACAUUUGUGUGGAAAAUAAAGAAAUUAGUUUAUAUGACUUUUUUUGUUUAUGCAGUUAGUAUCUACUUAUAAAUUGCUGGUAAUUUCAGAAACAAGACUGAAUUUUGAUUGAGUUUGUGUAUAUUUUCAGUUGUACUAUAUUGUAAAUAUUUGCCUCAUGUUUUAUUUGUUUGUGUAGUC